This is a messenger RNA of Musa acuminata subsp. malaccensis (wild Malaysian banana), 1882 nucleotides long. Its product is annotated as mitogen-activated protein kinase homolog MMK2. Gene Ontology annotation, molecular function: ATP binding; MAP kinase activity. Gene Ontology annotation, cellular component: nucleus; cytoplasm. Gene Ontology annotation, biological process: protein phosphorylation; intracellular signal transduction. The record is from RefSeq and is a predicted model, not a curated record. NCBI's taxonomy places the organism in Eukaryota, Viridiplantae, Streptophyta, Magnoliopsida, Zingiberales, Musaceae.
AUUUCCUAUCUACGCCACCGCCUCCUGGUCGGGUCCCGCUUGCCACCGAUCCACCUCCCCGUCGCCAGUAGCUGGGGAAGCAAUAAAUUAGAUGUUCGAAUCUUGCACGCGCAGCAGCUGCCCCUUCUUAUUGCAUUUGGCGUAGUAAAGAAAGAGUGGGGUAGUCGUCGAUCGACGUCGACGGUGGCAGAAAAGGAGAUGGAAGCCUCCAACAGAAUCCAAAAGCAACGUCGAUCCGAAGUUAUCCACGAAAGGUGGAAAAAUAGGCGUUGACGAAGAGCAACCGAGAGCCAAGUAAAAAAGAGGAAGAAGGAAAAGUAGCCAACUCGAUCUCACGCACCCGUUUGACGCGGUUUCCCAAAUCCAAAGACCACGGUGAGAGGUUGGGCGGCCGGAGGAUGGAGACCGCGGAGGGGCAGAUCAGGGGAAUCCUCACCCAUGGCGGCCGCUACGUGCGGUACAACGUGUACGGCAACCUGUUCGAGGUCACCGCCAAGUACGUCCCGCCCCUGCGUCCCCUCGGCCGAGGGGCUUACGGCAUCGUCUGUGCUGCUGUGAACUCGCAAACUCGUGAAGAGGUAGCUAUUAAGAAGAUUGGUAAUGCAUUUGAUAAUCGUAUCGAUGGCAAGAGAACUUUGAGGGAAAUAAAGCUUCUGUCCCACAUGGACCAUGAAAACGUUAUUGGAAUCAAGGACAUCAUACGCCCACCACAGAGGGAAAACUUCAGUGAUGUUUACAUUGUAUAUGAGUUAAUGGAUACUGAUCUAAAUCAGAUAAUCCGCUCUAAUCAACUAUUGACUGACGAUCACUGCCAGUACUUCUUAUAUCAGAUACUACGGGGUCUGAAAUAUGUACACUCAGCAAAUGUCUUGCACCGUGAUCUUAAACCAAGCAAUUUGUUCUUAAAUGCAAAUUGUGACCUUAAAAUAGGAGACUUUGGAUUAGCAAGAACAACUUCUGAAACAGAUCUGAUGACAGAGUAUGUUGUCACUCGCUGGUACCGAGCACCUGAGCUGCUCCUUAAUUGCUCAGAGUAUACUGCUGCAAUUGAUAUUUGGUCGGUAGGGUGCAUCCUUGGAGAAAUUGUAACCAGGCAACCUUUGUUUCCUGGGAGAGACUAUGUUCAGCAGCUGAGGUUAAUCACUGAGCUGAUAGGUUCACCGGAUGACUCGAGCCUUGGGUUUCUUCGAAGUGAAAAUGCUCGAAAAUAUGUAAAACAGCUACCAAGAUAUCCAAGACAGAAUUUUGCACUCAGGUUCCCCAAUAUGUCUCCUGGAGCUCGUGAUUUGUUGGACAGAAUGCUCGUGUUUGAUCCAAGCAAGCGAAUAACAGUUGAUGAGGCUCUGCAUCACCCUUACUUGGCACCUCUUCACGACAUCAAUGAUGAGCCCGUGUGUGCAUCCCCGUUUAGUUUUGAUUUUGAGCGACCAUCAUUCACCGAGGAAAAUAUCAAAGAGCUCAUCUGGAGGGAAUCUUUGAGAUUCAAUCCAGAUCCAUGAUAAUAUGGUUUGAUUGUCAUGGGGAUCAAUCAUUAUUGAUGCAUCUUUGUAAGUUCCACUGUGUCUAAAUUGGUUAUGCAACUUGGGGUUAGACAUCUGACUACUAGUGCUAUGGUAUUAGCGUCUGGAUGCUCAGGAAUCUGAUCGCUACUUUCUUCCAUAUUCCUACGGUCCUGUUGGAAGAUCAUCUGAGCAAAGGUAUCAUUUGAGGUCGAAUACAUUUUGUGACUUGGAUUAGCUGAGUGCUAUAAUGGAUUGGAUUUGAUUGUUAUUGAUCUAUUACUCGUCUGUAUACUGCAAGCAUGAGAUAGAUUCCAUGUUUACUGAUAACAACUAUGCUGUAAAUUAUGUAAAUUAACUUGAGUGUACCAUUAUUUGCAUGA